AUGCCUUGGCCUAUCGUAGGCAACACAUUUCAACUGCCCAAGAAUAAGCCUUGGAUAUAUUUCGAAGAGAUCUCGAAGCGAAUGAACGCCCCCGUCAUCACGUAUUGGAUAGGACGGAACCCAACAGUCUGGAUCAACGAUGCCUGGGCGGCUUCCGAGAUCAUGGACAAGCGUGCGGCAAUCUACGCUUCACGUCCACGCAUGAUUGUCUUCGGCGAGCUUUCUACAGGGCAGACCAACCUCGUCAGCAUGUACUAUGGCGACAGAUGGCGCGUGCACCGCAAGCUCACUCACAUGGGUGUCGGUCUUCAGCAUGUCCGCAGCUACAGCGGAUUCCAGGAUAAUGAGUCCAAGGUAGUCGCACUUGAUCUUCUCAAGACGCCGGAUAACUAUGUGAUGCACUUCGAACGAUAUGCCGCCUCUGUCGUCUCAAUCAUCGGCUUCGGUCGACGGAUCUCUACUCCUUCAGAUCCCAUCAUCACUGAAGUCAUCGCAGUGAUGCAGCGAGCCGGUGAACUUAAUGUGCCCGGUACCUCAUUCCCUAUGCUUCUUGAGACUUUCCCCAUCCUCGCCAGAUUCCCGAAUUGGAUGGCGCCUUGGAAACAUGGCUUGGGAGGGGGCAAGGGACGGGGCAGGAACUUCUACUACGCCCUAACUGAAGAAGCCGUACGACAGAACACUCAUCCGGAGUGCUAUUCGCGCAAACUUUGGGACGAGGCGCCAAAGUACGAUUUGUCGAAUGCAGAGAUCUCGUCUUUGACAGGCAACCUCUUCGGUGCCGGAAGCGACACUAGCAGUUCUACGCUCAUCACCUUUGUGCUAGCUUGCUGCGCAUUCCCAGAAGCACUGGUCAAGGCUCACGAAGAACUCGACCGUGUGGUCGGACCGAAUCGUUCGCCGUCUCUGGACGACGAUCUGCCUUACGUUCGAGCCUUUGUGAAAGAAGUGUUCAGAUGGCGCUCGGUCGCCAUUAUUGGUGGGCAGCCACAUGCACCUAUUGCCGAUGAUGUUUGGAACGGCUACCUCAUCCCUAAGAACACAUGGGUUCAGGGCAACGUUUGGGCCAUACAUCAUCACGAUCGCGAGUUUCCCGAUCCGGACCGGUUCUGCCCCGACCGAUAUUUCAAGGACCACCCUCUUUACCGCCCAUUCCCAAACGACAAAGGAUACAUGACUUUCGGCUGGGGUCGACGAGUCUGUGCCGGUCAAGGUUUGGCGGAGCAAGGCACAACCCUGAGUGUUGCCAGGCUGUUGUGGGGUUUCAACAUUAAGAAAGCACUUGACAAGUCUACUGGAAAAGAAGUUGCCGUCGACAUCAAUGCUUACACGAAUGGGCUGAACAUGCGGCCGCAGCCGUUCGACUGUCGCUGGAUACCACGCAGUGACGAGAUUCGGAAGACCAUUGAGAGGGAGGGAAGGCAAGCCCUAGAAGAUCUUGCGCAAUAUGAUGGCGAGACGCAAUAUCGAAUGAGCACCUUCUACAAGCAGGAGAAGUUGAUUGAAGGAAAGGUACCUGCAAAUGAUGAGAAGCGGAGGUAG
Cyphellophora attinorum is the source of this 1539-nucleotide messenger RNA. Its product is annotated as Fumitremorgin C synthase. Gene Ontology annotation, molecular function: heme binding; iron ion binding; monooxygenase activity. The transcript has a single exon. The record is from RefSeq and is a predicted model, not a curated record. Lineage: Eukaryota; Fungi; Ascomycota; Eurotiomycetes; Chaetothyriales; Cyphellophoraceae. The coding region runs from base 1 to 1539 and encodes 512 amino acids.